GUGCAUGCAAACAUAGCCACUAUGUGUAUAUAAGUUCACGAAGUUCUCGCUGGACAUCAUUUUACUGUUCUCAUUUAUUCUGUCUACUCCACUAUUCAAAGCAAUAUAAAAAUGUUUAAAUGGAUUAUUUAUUUGACUCUUCUGUAUAUGACGGAUUCCGUGGUUUGUAAACCUGACUACAUUUAUAAUGAUGCGGUGAAUGGUUGGUUGAAAUUCCAUGCAGUUCCAGCGACAUGGCAAAACGCAUUCCUGCAGUGUCACUAUGAAGGUGCAGUUCUCGCUUCUCCAAUCAAUCCAGAUCUUGAAUCUGCUCUAACGCAGAUGAUGAAAAAGGAAGAUCUCUUUGGACCAAACGGUAUUUUCAUUGGAACAAAUGCAUUGUCUUCUGAAGGGGACUACAUUUCUAUCGAAGGAGUGCCGUUGGCUGAUAUGCCUGUGAAAUGGAGACAUUAUAAUAACGAGCAACCUAGCAAAUGCUUGUAUUUUUAUGAUAAAAUGGUCGAACCCAUAGAAUGCUCAACCUAUGCACCAUACAUUUGCUACAAGAAGAGAGACAACUCUACGAUAUUUAAUGAAUGCGGGACAUUUGACAACGAGUAUCACUUCAGUCAGGAAACUGGCAGCUGUUACAAGUUUCACAGUGAGUUCAAGACAUGGAGCGAGGCGCACAGAAUAUGCCUGGCCGAAGGUGGCCACCUGGUCAUCAUUAACGACCAGGCUGAAGCCACCACCAUCAAGAAUAUGCUUCCACUAGGAGGGGAAAGAGUGUGUAUUGGGUUACGACAAUGGUCAAAAGAUUUAUGGCUCACUAUUCACGGGGAAAAAUUAGAAAAUGUGUAUCACGAGGGGAUUUCUGGUUACGACAACCGUUAUGAUAGGUCGAUGAAUGGAUACUUUUUUUCAGACGGCACCUUAAAUAAGAUCAAUUUGAAUCUGGAAUCCCAAUACAUUUGCGAGAAGGAUCCUUACACUUAUCGCUUUCAAAAAGAAUCAUCAUACAAUGAAGAAGAAUAAAACUACGUCAGUAAAACUUACUAGAAAAUGUUGAGUUAAUGUUUCAUUAAAUCAAAAUAAUCUAAGUUCACUCCACUUGCAUCGGUUUUGUACUUUAAAAUGUAUAUGAGAAUGAACUUAUUUUUUCAUAA
Helicoverpa armigera (cotton bollworm) is the source of this 1145-nucleotide messenger RNA. Its product is annotated as C-type mannose receptor 2. The transcript has 6 exons. The record is from RefSeq and is a predicted model, not a curated record. Bases 112 to 1014 code for a protein of 300 amino acids. Gene Ontology annotation, molecular function: signaling receptor activity. NCBI's taxonomy places the organism in Eukaryota, Metazoa, Arthropoda, Insecta, Lepidoptera, Noctuidae.